AUGGUAGACAGGAAUCAUCCGCGUCGGCGGGUCUUAACUCCAGGGGAGAAUUGGGCAUAUAAUUUCCAAGUGGCCGCUAUUGAUUUCGCCGGCCACGUCACGGUAGCACCGGUGACUGUUUAUCUGAUAGAUGAGAAUAAUCACAAGCCCAUCUUCCUGGAAUGCGCCGCUUACGAUGGGAUUCAAGUCAAGGAGAACAUGACUGAAGGAACUCCUGUGCUUAUGGUGUUGGCGACAGACGAAGACCGAGGGAACAACGGGAUCGUAUCCUACGUCCUCUUGAAUGAUUUCGGAAGGUUCACUAUCCAGUCCUCUAAUCAACAUGGACAGAUUUCUACAACGAAACGCCUUGACCGGGAUGAGAAGGACAAAGAGUUCUACCUGACGGUGGUGGCUCGUGAUGGGGCUGCUGAGUCCCUGCAGGACUCUUGUUCCUUCAAAGUCGUUGUCGAGGACAUUAACGAUAAUCCUCCCAUCUUCGAUCAACAGAUAUACGAGGAGACGAUAAGCACGGACCACAUCGCCGGCACUCCUGUGCUGAGAGUGACAGCCACCGACAUGGACUCCGGCACCAAUGCGCAGAUUGCCUUCUCCUUGCAAGGCAACCCAGAUGAUAUGAAAUACUUUGCCAUUGACAGCGACACUGGAAUCAUCACUCUUACCAAACCUCUGCACAACACUAUGGCAAAUAAACGAAUGUUUGAAAUGCGAGCUCGUGUUGCGGACAAAGGAAGUCCAGUUUUGUGGUCGACGGCUGACAUCCGCAUCCAGGUGGUCUCUUCGGAUGAGCUACCGCCUACCAUUAUCAGUCAACAGCCGCUCUUCCCGGCCAUCUUGGAAAACACCACCGAAAACACUGAUGUCUUGACCCUGUGCGCAAGGUCCAACCUCGCAGACAGCUCACUUGUUUACUUCACCCUCCUGAACGGCAACACGCCAGAAACCAAUUCAGACGGUACUUUUGCUAUCAGACGACAAGACGACUCAGGGAAGUGCCACGAUAGCACAGGUGCGACAGUUUUUGUCGCUACGAAAAAUCUGGAUUUUGAAACUGUCCAAGAAUACACAUUGAUGCUCCAAGUAGUUAAUGACCACAACGCUCGUGUGGAGAAAAAGAUCCAGGUGAGCAUUUUGGAUGUCAACGACAACGCUCCUUUGCUUCAGCAGUUCGACGGAGCUGUCUUGGAAAACAUCGAUAGUAUGCUCAUAACGACUAUCCAGGCCCAUGAUAAAGAUGUCUCCCCUCAAUUCAGGCAGCUUCGAUACUCGUUUGACCCGAUGGCUUCAGGGGAUGUGAGACAAAAAUUCGCGCUCAAGACCAACGGAGAAUUGUGGACGACUCAGCCUCUUGACAGAGAGCAGUUUAAACAAUACAAAAUCCCCAUAAAAGUGACAGAUGGUGUCCCAGCUCACGAGCGAAUGACGAUUUACUGGAUCACGGUGCAAGACUUAAACGACGUGCCUCCCGUCUUCGAUUACUUGAACGGCAUCUAUGAAGUGGAAUUGCCCGAGAACCGAGAAGUUGGAAAGUCUACCGGAAUCAAGUUAGUCGUCAACGAUUCGGACGUUGUGAACCUUUUCGAAUACCAGAUCGUCGAUGGCAACGGCGAGCAGAAGUUCCGAAUCGAUGACGCUACGGGCGAUAUUCUGGUCAACAAGGUUCUGGAUUACGACCAUCCUGUCUACGAUCGAAACUUCACUCUGCGAGUACGGGUCUACGACGGAGCCAACCCUCCGGCUGAAACGAACGUGGUUAUCGCCGUUACGAACGUGAACGACCUCCAGCCCGUGUUUGAGCAGAGUAACUACACCUUCACCGUCACCGAAAACACGGACUGCAAUGUCACCUUUGGAACGGUGUCAGCCUUAGACCCAGACCUGCCACACACAGUCGACCAAAAUAUUCUAUAUUAUCUGUCUACUGUCGAGUUACGCAACUUCACCAUAGACAGCAAGACCGGGGCCCUGUCAUCAAAAGGGUGCCUGGAUCGCGAGUCUGCUAAGAAGGGCAUAAUGACCUUGUACCCGAGGGCAAACGACGAAGGGGGCAGAGGUCAUGACGCAGACCCCGCCACCGUCCACGUAAUGAUCCGAGACCUUAAUGACAAUCACCCCCAUAUUCACCGACCGGAAAACAGUUACGCCAAAAUCAUGGAGAACAUGAACCCAGAAGAUGUGAAACCUAUCAUAAUAAAACUAGACGAUCUGGAUGGUGGUGAAAAUGGGUGUCCUUGCAACAUGGAGUUUGACCCAGGGACUCCCGAUGCUUGGCUGAAGAAGUUCAAUCUCCACCCGAUCAAUGGAUUAAGGUCUACCUACCGCCUGAGUCCCAUAGUGUCGCUGGACCGAGAGGAGCAGAAGGUGUAUCCCUUGCCCUUCGUGACCCAAGAUCAGACUGGACGAAGGGGCAUCCGCCUCUUCACGCUAGAGGUCGGGGACGAGAACGACUCCCCGAUGUCCAACGGGAUGAGCAAGAUUAAGGUCUACAAUUACCAGGGGCAGUUUCCAUCAAUGGUUAUCGGAUCUGUUUACGUGACCGACUUGGAUGAUUACGACCUGGAUGACAAAAUAUUCGAGGUGGAUGCGACAACCUCUUCAGACGUUGCCAGCCACUUCCAGGUAGACCUGAAAAGUGGCAAUAUCAUGAUGCUUAAGGGAACACCUGCUGGGUUACACUUACUUAGAGUGAAGGUUUACGACACAUCCCGCGAAGAGUCGGCUGUGGGUGAGGUCAGCAUUACUGUCGUUGACCUCGAUCUUAAUGCUGUCAUGAACUCAGGGUCGCUCAUGCUCGCCGAUGUUAGGUCUCAGCAGAUGCUCAGGAAAAGCAAGGUAGCAAAUACCGAGACGAUUUACGAUCGCCUGAAAGAACAAAUAGCCAGGAUCCACAAAAUUCCACGGGAUAACGUCGACAUCUUCAGCAUGCGUGAUGUUGAGGGAGGUGUGCAGAUCCGCUACAACUGCCAUAGUUCGCCUUACUACACUGCUGCAAAGCUGAAUGGACUUCUGAUGCAAAAUCGAUUGAGGGUUUCGAAAGCCUUGGGUCUUGAUGUCAUCAUGGUGGACACGAACGCUUGUUUGUAUGAAUCGAAGUCUCCGUGCGGAGGGCAAAGCUGUCAACACACGAUGCGACCCAACGUCACCUCCCCUUUGGUGGUUUCCAGCAGCACAGCCACCAUGGUGGGUGUCGACAUUGCCGACGAAUACACUUGCGAUUGCAAGCAGCUCGAGCCUCGCCCCUCAGUUUGUUCCAGCGGUUAUUGCUACAACGGGGGAACUUGCAUUAUCAUCAACAACAGCCCCAGGUGUGAGUGUUUAGACGGCCAUAAUUACGGGCCUCGUUGUGAACUCAGGAAUGCUAGAUUCGAGAAGAGCUUCGCCUGGUACGAGCCUUUGAAAGUGUGUGACAGUUCGACGUUUUCUGUGUCUUUUAAAUCCAACAUUCCCAACGGCAUUCUCCUGUACAUGGGACCAAUCGUAGAGUCUCCCUGGGACGACUAUCCGAAGGACUUCGUCUAUGUCUUUCUUAGGAACUGGGUCCUUGUGACCUAUAUCGACCUUGGAUCUGGAACCGAAAAGGUCGCCAUCCCUAUCGAAAGUAACAGCAAUCGCAUAUUUGAAUUUGUCAUUGUUUGGAACGAGAGGAAAAUCAGCUUUGAAGUGAUCGACUGUGGAUUCAACGCAACCUUGGGCUCUGCUGACCCAUGCAAGAUAUCCAUCCCAUAUCCGCGUACGUCCAGGUAUCCCAACGUCCUCCUGAAUGUUCAAGGCCCUCUGCAGGUUGGGGGCUUGGCUGCCAUGCCCAGCUUCGCUUCUUUGUCGGCUUCCUAUCACUGGAACUUUAUACCUCCCAGAAUUAGUUCCUUCUCGGGAUGUAUCUUCGAGAUGCGUCACAACAAUUUCCUUUAUGACCUCAAUGCCACAGACUAUAGUUCCAUGCCAAUUCAGCCCUGCGAUGCCCCACGGACGUCAAGGGUCGUGUUAGGCCAGCAGUCCAUCCUCAUAAUACUUGCCAGCCUUCUCUGCCUCUUAAUUUUGGUGUUACUGAUCUUAUGCCUGGCCCGACGAGGGAAGAAAACCAUCUCCUACCCGGACCUGGAUCGGGAGCUGGUGAAGGAGACGAUGGGAGGCACGGACCUGGAGGCCUUCGGGGAGAAGGACGUCACCCAUUUCGACCUCAAAUUUCUCCAGGUCACUCGGAACGGACAUGUCGUCAAAGGUAAAGAAUCCAAUCUUCCUGAUGUGACCCAGGACGCUCAUCAAGGUCGCAUGGCACCUCUAGCCAAAAUGCCGGAGGGUCUCAGCAUUGGCGAUUUUAUCAAUAGCAAUAUUAAGAAGGUAGAUCAGGACCAUCAUGAUAAUGUUGAUGAUGUUCGUCACUAUAAUAUCUCAGGAGAUGAAAUAUCAGUGGCUGCGUCCCUCUCAUCUCUUGCCUCAGAAUCCUCCAAGAGCGACGUCCCCUUCGAUUACAAGAACGACUGGGGUCAGCGCUUCGAGAAGAUCGCUCAGAUUUAUGGGAGAGAGUCUGAUCAAGAAGAAGACAGCGAGUACGAAUUCCCAGAUCUCCCAAAGGAGAAGAAGAAGAUGGCUCCCACACCCGUAACGCCCAGUAUCAGCGCUAAGGCCAAGAAGCGUUCCGUUAGUUUCGCGCCGAGUGAAACUACGAACUGCUACACUCUAUCACCUCCUCUGAAGAAGAAGAGUGUAACUAGUUCUCCUUCUUCGACUCCCUCAUCCCCUCGACUUGCGAGAAACAUUGGGAUUCCGUUGACCCAAAGGGACUGUCGGGAGCCAAUAUCAUCUGUCUUGAAAGGUCCUUCUAAAAGUACUGUCAAGCUGGGCACUACUGAAGAUGAUGGUCAAAAACCGAUGCUAUCGAAUGAGUGUCGUGGAAGUAUCAGCAGGUCAACUAUCACCAGACCGAAAUGCAGGGAGACGCGGUGCUGAUUUAGUAUCUAUAGUAUAGAUCAUUUCUCCAUUGUAAUCUAUUCUUUAAUACUCUUCUCAGCUCAACUACGCUCUUGUUAAAUGUGUUUGUAAGUUCGUUUAAGAGGUUAAUGAAUAAUUGAAUCGUAUGUAAAACGUGUCUUCUAGUCUAUUUAAAGGAUAGAUAAUGCUUUAACCAUAUGUUUUCUCUAGGUGCCAUUCAAAUCCAAAUAUUGCAGUCUGUCAUUCAGUGAAUGGCUGAUGCAGUACAUGA
Molecule: messenger RNA, 5200 nt
Organism: Macrobrachium nipponense
Lineage: Eukaryota; Metazoa; Arthropoda; Malacostraca; Decapoda; Palaemonidae
Product: neural-cadherin-like
Exons: 26
Coding region: 1-4947 (1648 amino acids)
Biological process (GO): multicellular organism development; cell morphogenesis; cell-cell junction assembly
Cellular component (GO): adherens junction; plasma membrane; catenin complex
Molecular function (GO): cadherin binding; calcium ion binding
Source: RefSeq, a predicted model, not a curated record